This is a messenger RNA of Aspergillus tubingensis, 1167 nucleotides long. RefSeq lists its product as uncharacterized. NCBI's taxonomy places the organism in Eukaryota, Fungi, Ascomycota, Eurotiomycetes, Eurotiales, Aspergillaceae. The record is from RefSeq and is a predicted model, not a curated record. The coding region runs from base 1 to 1167 and encodes 388 amino acids. Gene Ontology annotation, biological process: mitotic sister chromatid segregation. Gene Ontology annotation, cellular component: chromosome, centromeric region; spindle midzone; chromosome passenger complex. The transcript is spliced from 3 exons.
AUGACUUCACUCUCUGCCAAACGCAAGUCUCCCGAAGACGCGUCCCACAAUGACGAAGCAAGGACACCUGAGAACAGCCCUCCUCGGAAGAAGCUUCGAAUUACCCGCAGACAAAAGCAAGCUUUAAUUGACAACUUGCAGCUCGAACUCACCGAGCGCGCCCGCAAACUUCGCGCACAGUAUGCUCUCCAAGCAAACGACCUUCGAGCACGGAUUGAAAGACGCGUGAAUCGUAUUCCCGUUGCCCUUCGUAAGGCGACAAUGGGUGAGCUUCUGGAGAAACACAUGGCCUCUAUCCGGGCCCAACAAGCGAAUCUCUCUCCACGGAAACUCCUCAGCCCAGCCAAGGCGUCAAGGAGUUUUAGGACCGUUUCUGUUAGCCCCAAUGUGCGCAAGGCCUCUGCUGCUAGCCCCAGUGCCCGCAGAGUCAAGAAGCAAAGCCACGGAGAAAUCUAUUCCGACAAGGAAAACGCCCCUGCAGCUGGCGAACAGCUCGAUGUCCUCAAGAACCCCAAGAGACGUGGACCUGGUGCCGCUGCUGGUACUUCGCGUGUUGUUUCCCAGGAGAUGAGGGGUGCAGACUACAGAAUUCUCUCUCCCAAGACGUCCAACUCCAGAACAUAUCCACACUCGCCGCUACGCGCCUCACCCGAGAAGCCCACGAACUCUUCCUACCUUGCAAGACCCAUGUCACCUCUGAAACCCAUCAGCCCACUCAAAUCCACAUCAGCUAGCAUUCCCGCACUGGGAGACAACACUCGCAUCCGGCCAGUCAAGAAUACAUCCACCUCGAUCAAGGACAACAGGCCCCCAUCACAGGCCAAGAGACCCGCCAGCCGAGCUGCCACAGCUACUAGCAAAACUACGCGCUCACCACUGCCAAGGCCAGCAACUCGCCAGCUCGAACGCAGAGGCAGUGUGUCAUCGUCCGCAUCCUCCGGAACAACCGUGGCCAAGCCAACAAGAACAGGUGCCGGUGUGCGGAAGGCAACGACGGCAUCGACUUCAAGCGCUACCACGAAGAAGACAACAGUCGCCCGGAGCCAAGCAACUUCCGCCACCGCGAAGAGAAACACAACCUCCGCUACCAGCAAGAGAGCUCCCACUCCUGCUGGUGGUGAAGCAGCUCCAACUGCAGCUCGUAGAGUCCUUCGGAAACGCGCAUAA